Molecule: messenger RNA, 1369 nt
Organism: Xenopus tropicalis (tropical clawed frog)
Lineage: Eukaryota; Metazoa; Chordata; Amphibia; Anura; Pipidae
Gene: tmem80
Product: transmembrane protein 80
Exons: 5
Coding region: 49-480 (143 amino acids)
Cellular component (GO): cilium; membrane
Source: RefSeq, a predicted model, not a curated record
UUUUGUGGGGAAACGGAAAAUGCCGAUAAUAUCCGAGGUAGCAACGAAAUGGCGCUAGUUGGAAGAGGAAAGAGUUCUGUGGUUUUAUCGUCUGUUCCUCUACAGAUGCUGCUGUAUUUAAAUAUUAUAUAUUAUGUUUUUUAUUUCUUAGCUACCCUGCUUAUGAUCAUAUAUAAAAGCCAAGUAUUUAGUUAUCCAGGCAGCAACCUAGCUCUGGAUCUCUGCCUCCUGUUUCUCAUGGGGAUUCUCGAGCCAGUACGACUGUAUCUUGGCACACAAGGAAACCUGGCAGAAGAAGAGAUACCCUUGGGAUCCAGCCUCCUGGUUACAGUUGGGAACAUAUUCCUAGCCAUAUAUUUUCUAGUAUGGCAGACAUACAUUCUUAGAGCUGAUCUCAUCAUCAACAUCAUCUUGCUGGUCAUUUACGGCCUGGAAGUCAUCCUGGAGGUUCUGACCGUGGCAGCAUUCUUCCGCUAUUAGGAUAUUUUUGUUGAUUUUUUUUUUAUACUGUUUCUACUGAUCAAAAAGUUGUAUUUUUAUGUUUGUUGAUUGAGCUGGCAUCUGUUAACUGUUAUAUGUGGCCUUUCGUCACAUCACAAAUUCUUUCAAUGUUUGAGACAUAGCUUAAAAAUGUAUACUUUCUUGCCCUUCAAUUUAUAAAAUACAGGUAUGGGAUCACUUACCUGAAAACCUGCUAUCCAGAAAGGGCUAAGCACACUGCAUAGGGUUUCCACAUUUUUCAUGAAUAAUACUGGCCUUUGGGUUGGGCUGUGGCCAGUGAUGUCACUUGGGGGCAGGGCUAUAACAUCACGGGGCAGGGAAGUAGGCAGGGCAUAGGUGGGCCAGUGGAAAGGGUCAGGGAAGGGAGGGAUUUAUAAGAUAUUACAAAUUUACUGGCUAUUGCAUUGCCGGUAUUUCUAAUUCCAGCCCUGGCCCUAGCUGGUGAUUUAAAGGCUGGGCCAAUAAAAUACUGGCAAUCCAACACUGCAACACUCUGGACUCUGAGAAGCAAUACAGCAUGCCUCUUGGAUUGGAGGCUGUCUGGAAGUGCUCAUUCCAAAAGGGCUGGGCCAGGGAGGCUCACCCCCUUGUGUGUUUUACAGAUGAGCAAGCACUCUAGCACUUGUACCCCUGGGUAGAGUAAAUAACCCCUACUGUGUUUCUUCAGAUGUUUAUCUAAUGCUGAUUGAACAUUUUAGCUGGCUCUUUUUCAGCCAGGGCAAAAUUACCCAAAAUGAUCCCCUUGCCAUUUUUUGUUUAGGGUCAUUUCUGAACACUCAAGCAUUCAUAUCCCAAAACCACGUGGGAGUUCCCAAACUCUUGCGUGAUUCCUUCAUCUGAAUAGUACAAUUCGUGCAGGUUUUUCUUU